CAAGAACCCCGAUUCUAGCUUUAUUCUUGAGAGUAAUUUCCCCUCGCUUCUGUAUAUGAUUCCGACUGGGUUGUCUGAUUCUAAGCAUCCGGAAUGGGGCUCUUGGGGCGGUCGGUAUGGGCCUGUGGCUUUUGGAGAGGGUCAUUUCGCUGAUAGUGUUGGUACGGUUGUUGACGAGUCGGGACGUAUGCUUAUGGGGUCACAUGUCACGGUGUGGAGACGGCAAGAGGCGUCGUUUCAGCGGGACUUUGCUGCUCGCAUGAAAUGGCUUACAGUUUCUGAGUUUUCUGGGGCGAACCAUGCUCCUGUCGCUGUUGUUAAUGGCGACAAAAGUCGCCGGCGUACUGAAAUCACGGUAGAGCCAGGACAGGAGAUUAUGCCUGAAGCCGUGGAUUCAUGCGAUCCUGACGGUGACAGCCUGUCAUUCAAGUGGUGGGAGUACUUUGGACCUUCGUCCAAUAACAGAAAUGCGAGGAGGGAUGUCGCUGAGCUUGCACUCAGCUCGGAAGGCGCUGCGAGAAUUACUGUGAUGAUUUCACCAGCCGAAAUUUUGCGGCGCAGAGGUCGUAACACUCACCGGGAGAGUGACAAGCGCUUACAUCUCAUCUUGGAAGUUUCGGAUGGGAACCUGAUUUCCUGCCGUGGGGUCGUCUUUACGAUUGUUCCGGGUUUUGUAUCCGCAAACGGGGAGCAAAAUCAUGAUGAACCGUAAGUAUGGCGAGUGAAUCGGAUCCUUGGGGAAAGGGGCAGAUGUAUACGAAGUAUCAUGGUUCACACUGAUAGAGCGCGUCAUGGAUAUUCAACAUUCGCACUGAAGCCACGUGGGUUCAAAGGUUGACAACCGUCAGGACACAAAAUAUACAAACUGGGAGAACAAGGUGUUAUCUAUUAUAUCAGUCGCAGAGAAAGAACGUGAGAUUGCACCGGUUCUUGUUCUAGCUGUUUCUCAUAAUACUCAUGACUUUCAUUCACUGACCGUGGCCGAUCUUUCAAACCCGUCUCUACUCUCCAUGGGCCCUUCAAUCACACAUCCAUGCGGUCUCGAUUCACUACGUCUCCCUCUUUUCCACAGCCUGAAUACUCGUUGCCAUAACUGAGUCACCCGCUAGAGUCGUCAAGCUCUCU
Aspergillus alliaceus is the source of this 1125-nucleotide messenger RNA. RefSeq lists its product as uncharacterized. Bases 56 to 712 code for a protein of 218 amino acids. Gene Ontology annotation, molecular function: hydrolase activity, hydrolyzing N-glycosyl compounds. NCBI's taxonomy places the organism in Eukaryota, Fungi, Ascomycota, Eurotiomycetes, Eurotiales, Aspergillaceae. The record is from RefSeq and is a predicted model, not a curated record. The transcript has a single exon.